Oxyura jamaicensis (ruddy duck) is the source of this 1375-nucleotide messenger RNA. Its product is annotated as small integral membrane protein 24-like. The record is from RefSeq and is a predicted model, not a curated record. The transcript is spliced from 4 exons. NCBI's taxonomy places the organism in Eukaryota, Metazoa, Chordata, Aves, Anseriformes, Anatidae. Bases 782 to 1234 code for a protein of 150 amino acids.
GGGUGGGUUUGGCCCCUGCCAGAGCCAGGCCCUGCAGGAUGGGGCAGGGCUCGGCAGCACCCGUGGUGCCCCCAAAGACGAUCUGAGCGGGACCGAAGCACCCACGAGCCUCUGGGAGGGGGCAGCGUGAGCGGGGGCUGCUCCGUGCAGACCCCAACCCUUAAAGCAAGGCGGGGCCUGGACCCCCCCCAGCCCUUCGCUGGGGACCCUGUCCCCACGUCCCCAGGGAUUCUUCGCCCCCUCGGGGGUUGCAGUGGGAGGGGGUCCCGACGGCGCCCACCCAUGGGUGCUGCCCCCCCUCUGUUUUCUCCCGAGGAUGGAGCGAGGCAGAGCGGAGCCACCCGCGGCCGCUGCCAAGGUCUCGGUGAUAAGGGCAUUAAUCUUUACCCGGUUAUGGCACCUGGCACUCCCCGGGCACGUGGGGGGCAGUGGGGAGAGAUGAGCCCCCUCUGUCCGUCCGUCCAGCCCCCCACCCCCCCGUCCCUCUGUCCGUCUGCACCCACCGGGCAGAUCCUGCCCCUGCUGCGUGAAGCCGCUCUUCCAAAACGACACCGACAAGCCCCAAAUCUGCCUCUUCUCCACCCAAAACUGCGCUGCUCCCAUGCUGCCCGGGGGGCACCCCCCCCAGCUGCUCCCAGUCCGCCCAGUCUCCCCAGUGCCUGCGGUGCUGUUCCCGUGGUGCUGUGACUGGGGGUCCCGGUGGGUGCUGGGGGCCCGAGGGUGCUGGUGGCGGAGUGGGGCGGAGGUGCCACCACCCGGGGGUUAAGGGCACCGCGUUGCCAUGGCACUUGGUGGCACUUGUCCUCCUGAGCCCAAUAAAAGCCGCCCCUUGGCCCCGGGUGCAGGGAGCGGUGCCGCGCGCGCUGGGAGACGAGCGCCCGCCUCGGGGUGCAGGAUCGGGCCCCUCCGCCACCCCGCGAUGCCGAGGUCCCCGCAGCCCCUGGGGCUGCUGCUCCUGCUCGCCCUCGCUGCCACCGCCCGGGGACAGGAGGCCACCGGCUCCAAGCAGUGGCAGCCCUGGCUCAUUGGCCUCACGGCCGUCGUCGUCUUCCUCUUCAUCGUCUUCGUGAUGCUGCUCGCCAACCGCUUCUGGCAGCUCAGGAUGCGCAGGAAGCGCGGAGCCCCCGAGGAGCCGCAGGCGAUCGGCAGGCUGGAGAAGGCCGCCUACAGCAACGCGGCCGCCGACAGGGACAGCGACGACGAGCAGGAGCGCCACAAGGCCACGUCGCUGUGACACGCGUGGGUUGCGCUCCGGCCCGCCCGCCACCGCGGAUCCGCGCCGGGUUUUGCGGAGCGCCGAGUGCCGAACGGCCCCGGCUGACGGCAAAGCCCGGCCUGGAUCCCGGCACCGCGGGAAUGGAUCGGGAACGGCGCC